Nyctereutes procyonoides (raccoon dog) is the source of this 5632-nucleotide messenger RNA. It is a transcript of the gene PXK, whose product is annotated as PX domain containing serine/threonine kinase like. The transcript has 18 exons. Bases 75 to 1622 code for a protein of 515 amino acids. Gene Ontology annotation, cellular component: late endosome; extrinsic component of endosome membrane; early endosome. Gene Ontology annotation, molecular function: ATP binding; phosphatidylinositol binding; protein kinase activity. The record is from RefSeq and is a predicted model, not a curated record. Gene Ontology annotation, biological process: early endosome to late endosome transport; protein phosphorylation; endosome to lysosome transport. Lineage: Eukaryota; Metazoa; Chordata; Mammalia; Carnivora; Canidae.
CGGGCGGGCGGCGGGAGUCGGCGCCCGCGGUUCCUGUCCCUGGAGUCGAGGCGCUGGCGGACGCGCGUCCGGGGAUGGCCUUCAUGGAGAAGCCGCCGGCCCGCAAGGUGCUGCUGGACGACACGGUGCCGCUGACAGCAGCCAUCGAGGCGAGCCAGAGCCUGCAGUCGCACACGGAGUAUAUAAUUCGGGUGCAAAGAGGAAUUUCUGUAGAAAACAGCUGGCAGAUUGUUAGGAGAUACAGUGACUUUGAUUUGUUGAACAACAGCUUGCAGAUUGCGGGCCUCAGUCUACCUCUUCCCCCCAAAAAACUGAUUGGUAACAUGGAUCGUGAAUUCAUAGCUGAGAGGCAGAAAGGUCUUCAGAACUAUCUCAACGUCAUCACCACAAAUCAUAUCUUGUCUAAUUGUGAGCUGGUGAAGAAGUUUUUAGAUCCAAACAACUAUUCUGCAAACUAUACUGAGAUUGCCUUACAGCAAGUUUCCAUGUUCUUCCGAUCAGAACCAAAGUGGGAGGUGGUGGAACCUUUGAAAGACAUAGGUUGGAGGAUAAGGAAGAAAUAUUUCUUGAUGAAGAUUAAAAAUCAGCCAAAAGAACGGCUCGUGUUAAGCUGGGCUGACCUUGGUCCCGACAAGUAUCUGUCAGAUAAAGAUUUUCAGUGUCUAAUCAAACUUCUGCCUUCCUGUUUGCACCCUUAUAUCUAUCGAGUUACCUUUGCCACAGCUAACGAAUCCUCAGCAUUGCUUAUUAGGAUGUUUAAUGAAAAAGGAACUUUGAAGGACCUGAUCUACAAGGCAAAACCAAAAGACCCGUUCCUCAAGAAGUAUGGCAACCCUAAGAAGAUUCAGGGCCUUGAACUCCAGCAAAUAAAAACAUAUGGGCGGCAAAUAUUAGAGGUAUUAAAGUUUCUACAUGACAAGGGAUUCCCUUAUGGGCAUCUUCACGCCUCCAAUGUGAUGCUAGAUGGUGACACUUGCCGGCUGCUAGACCUUGAGAAUUCCUUAUUGGGUCUUCCUUCCUUCUACCGAUCCUGUUUUUCACAAUUCAGGAAAAUCAAUACAUUGGAAAGCGUGGACGUCCAUUGCUUUGGCCACUUACUGUAUGAGAUGACUUAUGGACGGCCGCCAGACUCAGUGCCUGUAGACUCCUUCCCUCCUGCACCGUCUAUGGCUGUGGUGGCCGUGUUGGAGUCUACGCUGUCUUGUGAAGCCUGUAAAAAUGGCAUGCCUACCGUCUCCCGGCUCUUACAGAUGCCAUUAUUCAGUGAUGUUUUACUAACCACUUCUGAAAAGCCACAGUUUAAGAUCCCCACAAAGUUAAAAGAGGCAUUGAGAAUUGCCAAAGAAUGUAUAGAAAAAAGACUAAUUGAAGAACAGAAACAGAUUCACCAGCAUCGAAGAUUAACAAGAGCUCAGUCUCAUCAUGGAUCUGAAGAAGAAAGGAAAAAGAGAAAGAUUUUAGCUCGAAAGAAGUCAAAACGAUCUGCUGUUGAAAACAGUGAAGAGCAUUCAGCAAAAUACAGCAACUCCAAUAAUUCAGCAGGAUCUGGGGCCAGCUCACCUCUCACAUCCCCGUCAUCACCGACUCCACCAUCUACAGCAGUAGAGCAUGCACCAUUUUGAACGUGAAUUUUCGGUAAAGUAAGCUAUACUGAUUUCUCUAACUUUAAAGAUGCUCUGUUUCUGGCUGUGAAAUGGGACCCAGUGCAUCUAGAUCACUGAAGUGAUGAACAAAUGGGAAAGCAGAUUUGGGAGGAUUUCCUUAUUUGAACAUUUAAAUGAAAUACAGCAUCUUUAAAAACACUCAAGUGACUUCAUUUACAUUCAUUUCAUUUUCACCGUGACCUUCAAAAUCCUCAUUUUCACUCUGAUUAUAGUUUUAAAAUACAACUCUAAAACCUGCAUAUCAACUGCAUGGUAUUUUGUUAUGUUUUAAUUUGGGAAAGUAGGAUCUCAGAGUCUUGAUGGAGCAAAAAUAUUGGUUUGCUAUUACUCUGAUGAAGGGAAAGAGUGUUAGCCGAUUGACAUCUCAGUUCUUAGUUACAGGAAGACAACUCACUGACAUUUUAUAACUGACAGCAGGGAAAAACAGCUCUCUUUUAAGCAUCCCUAAUAACUCUUGAGUUUGGACAUGAGGGCAGCCUCCUCAUCCAUCUGAGGCAAAAUACCAAGGCAAUUGCCAAGAGCUGGGAGGGCUGUCUGCUUCCAGGGGUCACUGUACUCUGUUCCCUCUGAGGGUGGCUAGCAGCUCUGGUCUUAGUCUCAUGGCCACGUGGUCUCCCCACUUCUAUUCGUGGACCACAAAGGAACUCGUGAUCUACAGAGACCCAUAGAUUGCCCACUGCUAAAACUGGCCCCAGAGAGAGGGGACCUCCCCCCAGACAUCCUUUCUCCGAGGCUGGUGAAGAUGUUUCUGGCCAAGUAUUCCACCCUAGAUCUAACCUAUGUUCUUCUGGAACAGUCUGUGGUCUGUUCCAGGGCCUCUACUGGAUUACCAGGUUCUCACUAGUUUGGUGGAUGGGAUUCUGGGGAGGAUAAAAGUAGUUGGCUUUUGGGAUUUUUGUCUAUAAGAGUAGUUACGAUGGAAGAGAACUAUUUGGGAGCAGCCCUCAUCUUGGGUUUGCAGGCCAAUAUUUUUCAAAGAUGGGUGAAUUCAGUUGACAACCAAGCUUUUUUUUCCCCUUCAAAUUUUUACUUAAAUUCUAGUUAGUUAGCAACUGAUGUAACAUGGAAUCUGCCUGGUCUUGUCUGUGGCCUGCGGAUAAGGACUAUUGGGUACUUGGUGGGGGACAAGUCAGUGGCACUCAGGCAUUAGGCGGCUUUUCCCAGGUCCACCUCAGACCAAAUAGCCAGCUCUGAAUUUGACCCAUAUCAAUAUUGCAACUGGUAGAAUGUGUUGUAGCUUAAGCCCCAAUGAACCUUUAAAGGAAUCUUGUGGACUAUAGAGGAAGUAAAAAGAAAAUGCCAAAAAAACCCUGGUGGGGCCUGUCAUCAGAGGCUGAAUCCUUGGGUCUGUGUUCUUACUUCGUCCAUUACUGACCUUCUAACUCGGGGACCUCCUUCCCUCUUCUAGAGUGUUCUGAGCUGGCAAGAUGAGAUCUGGCCUUACCCUGAUUAUACAUCAAGAUCUGCCUUAGUUGUCGCAGGCCCAGUGAGGAAGAGUGGGCCUUGUGGGACAGUUAGGCCCUCUGGGUCUGGUCUGGCCCUCUGAGCAGAUGUCAGGGUGACCUUGCUCCUUACCCUUGAAUGAGCAGCCUCUCCUUUUGUACAACCUCGACAUCUCAUUUGCUUUAUAAGCACAAGUUACUCUGUGAUGCUUGGGACCGUGUGUUUAUUUACACUACCUACAUAUUCAAAGAGAUUCAUUUAAAGUCCUAACAAUCUCAGCCUUUACUUGGAAACUUAAGAUCCAUGUACUGAACACCACCCCCAACUCCAAACUCUGAGAUAGUCAAUUUGCACUUUUAAUUUUGAGUGGCUGAUAAUGAAGCCAAAGUCGAGGGUUGGCUCCUUGCGAAGACCAAGCAGAUUUGUUCUGUGCCAAGAGGCAGCCGAAAUCCAGGUCCAGUUGCUGAGACCCACCCCUAGCCUUCCAGAAUCCUGGGCUGGAAGGGUGACAGGUCCCUGGACAGGUCACUCUUUGCCUUUAGUAGUGUGCAAGUGCUGUUGCAGCCCAGAGCUUGUCUUCUAUCUUGUUACCUGCAGUGACUCUUCUCCAGGGUCAAAGCACAAUUGUGAGCUGACAGGCAGAAAUUCUGGAGCCCAUUCUGGAACACAGUGGGCCCUGUGUGGUGGGGUAUCGGAGCCUGCUGGCUCCUCGAGGGCACUCUUGGUGCUGCUAUUAGGUCCCAAGAGCCUUCAGAGACACACCCCCACCCCCACCGGGAUUUCACAGGCCACUCUCCAAAAACUCCCUCAGAGGAAUGCUUCUAGCACACUUAUCCUCCCUGUUCUUCUCACCUCAGCAGUUAUUAUGGGUUUAAAGUCUUUUUUAUCUUUGUAACCUUGUAACAUGAAGCUGGGAACAUUUUUCCAGGAGACACCCUGGCAGAGAACAUAACAGAACAUCAUUCAUUUGUUGUUACUGUAUAGAACCAGUGAGAAUUACAUUUUGUUCAUUUGUAUUUAACGUUUAUUCAUAUUAUAUUUUCAUUUUUUGAGAAUUCUGAGAUUGCAGAGCAUGAAUGUGUGUAUCUGUGUGAUUCUUUAAUUUCAGCUGCCUUCGGUUUUAGUAAAAGAUGUAACGAAGGUAAGUGGUUUUCUAUGAAAUACAAGACUGAACCGUUAUGUCGCACACUUGGUAAAAAGGAUCUCUUAGCGAAGUAUUUUAUGGGUGAUCCUGAACCACUCGUCCCUAUAAACUCAAGUGGUAAUGGUAUGCCUACUUGUUACCACCACAGCUCAGUAGCAGGUUGGAGGGGAAGAACACCUAACAGAGUGUCUCUCUAGGGUAGCCCUGGGAUGGACCAAGGGCAAGGCUUGAAACAGGGGAGUCACCGAGUGCUGCAAGGCUCACAGGAAAUGGGGCAGCUAACUCUGUGGCACUAGCAAGUUCUUUAAAGCAGGUCUUUUGCUGUACUCAGUUUUUAUCUUGUCCUAGGAGAAUAAUUCGUCUAUUCAGAACUAUAAAUGUCAACUGCCAAGUGUUCAUGUGCCUGGAAGCUAAGUUUUAGAUACGUGUCCAGAUUCCUUCUCCUCACCCACCAGGGUAGAGUCUCUCCUGAUGCUUCAGCAAAGAUGUAGGGUUAUUACCGUUCGAUUCUGUUCCUGGUUUAGGCCGCAGUGGAAAGAAGGUGCUGAUGAAGACUCAUCCCUGAGAAUACCAUUGCCAGGGAAAAGAGCCUUCUGCCCCUUGCUUUGCACUGUUAAUAGUUAUUAGCCUAUUAUAUUUCUUUAAUGCAGCCUAAUAGAAAAUGAUGAUUGGAGACACAGGCCCUUGGGGAACCCUUAACCUAGCAGGCACUGGUUCCUUGCCGAGAAUUCUGAGUGGUUUGUCAUUUUCUAUUAAAUCACGUCCUUCAAAUGUUGUGUAUGUUGGAGCAGCUAAAGAAAUGUUCAUCCUUUAUCAGUAAUUGAUAUUCAGGUAGCCCAACUCUGCAUACAAAUGUCUAUUUUUACUUGCUAGCUCAGUAGGUGCCCUGGACCUGCCUAAAACAGCUGAUGGAACUUUGGGAUCAUCGCUAAAAUUUGGAAAUGGAGUUAGAGCCUCAUCUACACGGAGAACGGAGAGAAUGUCACUAUGUAUAGUUUCAUGUAAUCUUUGAUAUUCAGUCUUAGUUGACUAUUAUCUGGGGAAAUUAAUUCCUCUUUGAUGCUUCUAGCUUUCUUGUUCAGCAUUUUAAAAAAACAUAACAGGACCAGGUUUUCUUGGUCCCUCUGUGGGAAAAUAUUUGCAGUCUCAUCAAAGCGUGUUCCAUCCAGGACUGGGCAGUAACAUGUGUGCAGGGUGUUUGGAGAGAUGAAUCUGACUGUCCCCUUUCUCCCAAACCUAGGGAUGUCCGCAUUACCUCCACCUCCUCCACCUCCGCCUCCGCCUCCACCACCAGCAGCUCCCUUGCUUCCUGCGAGCACAGAGGCGCCUACACAGCUCCCGCCCCAGGCUGUGAAUGGUGUGAGCCGAGGGGCCUUACUCA